This is a messenger RNA of Pocillopora damicornis (cauliflower coral), 4175 nucleotides long. RefSeq names its product mediator of RNA polymerase II transcription subunit 25. Gene Ontology annotation, cellular component: mediator complex; transcription regulator complex. NCBI's taxonomy places the organism in Eukaryota, Metazoa, Cnidaria, Anthozoa, Scleractinia, Pocilloporidae. Gene Ontology annotation, biological process: positive regulation of transcription by RNA polymerase II. The record is from RefSeq and is a predicted model, not a curated record.
UUCUAUGUCUUCCGCUAUCACUUCUUCGCGUAUUUUUGUCAUUCUUCGGUUAAAAUUAUCCUUUUACUCAUGCUUGGGAGUUUCCCAAAAACAGGAUGCAGGAUAUAGAGGAAGGAUGAUCAACUUCCCGUUCAUUUUUUGAAAGUAACUUGACAAUAAUGGUGGUUACCGGUGAUUUAUACGAAAACGAUGUUAUAUUUGUUGUGGAGGGGACUGCGAAUUUACUUCUUGACUUUGAAAACCUGAAGAAAUCCUACAUUGAACCCGCAAUACAUUAUUUCAAUGGAGAAGUUCCAAUGGACUUUGAAUACAGCUUUGGAGAUGAGUAUGGCCCAAACCAAUAUGGUUUGGUGGUGUAUGGGACAAUAGGCCAUACCCCUGAGCCAGCAGUGCACUAUGUCAAGGAAACUCGCAGUGCCAAACAGAUACUGCAAUACCUAGAUGAUGUGAGAUUUGAAGGUGGAGGUGGUGAAGAAUGCAGUUUGCUGGCUGAGGCUUUGAGCAUUGCUUUACAGAUCUUUGACGAAAGGACACUCCAGAGAGGUCAACAUAAAGGGAUUGUACGAAAAAGCUGCAUUGUGGUGAGUAACUCACCUCCCUUUGGACUGCCAAGUCGUGAAUGUGCUGAUGAUUACUUGGAUAAAACUGUGGAACAACUUGCUGAAGAGAUGGGACAAAAGAAAGGAGUUCAUCUUUCAGUUAUUGCCCCCAGAAAGAUACCUGCACUUCAAAGAGUAUUUGAAAGAUCUCUGACAGUUGAUAGUAAGAGUGUGCUUUCAAAAGAUUACUCCAAAGACCCUAACCAUCUAGUAUGCAUUCAGGGCCUUGAUUUGCCAGUCACCUGUAACAAUGAUUCACAAGCUGAAACAGUAAAGAAUAGUGCAUUUAUGGUUGAAACCAAUCUGAAGCCUGUGCCAACACCAUCACAGAUGAUUAACAAUGGGAAAGAAAGUCCAGAGAAAUCCAUAAAAACCAAAAAAAUUUUACAGCGACAACUUUCUGAAGUUAAAAUUCAGCAGCCAACAACAGAUAGCAAUUUAUCAAUGCCAUCAGUAAAUAUGUUGGAUUCUGCAGCGUCUUCCCUUUCAAGCUCAUCAGCAGCACAACAAGCCAAAAAAAUCUUGGAAAUAGCCAAACGACAACAAAGUCAACCCAACCCAACUCCUAACAGUGGACAGCCAGCUAAUAAAAUGGCAGAUGGGAUGAAAGUCCCACCAGGAAAUUGGGCACCGAAUCCCACCCCAUCCCCCAGACCAACCCCUACUCCUGUACCUGCAACCCAAGAAAACCAAGUUGCUCAGAGAGCUCUAGUCUGGACAGGGAAUUUGGAAUGGCAGGAUACAAUUCGUGACCCAGCUGGCCCUCAGCAGAAAAUAACUAGAUCUUUGGCAUGUCAUGCAUCUGUUGUUCCAGGAGACACCAUCAAAGCUAACAACUGGCCACCAAAGCUGAUCAUGCAGCUCAUUCCUCAAAACCUACUGUCAACCUUAGGACCACUCCUGCAGAAUUCCAAGACAGUGGCUUUCCAUUUUGCACCAAAUGAUCAAGAAUCCUUGAAAGCACUUUACAGGGUCAUGGCUUCCCAUGGCAUCAAGUUUGCUGGCUGUGUGCACUUUCCCCCUGUUCCACAAUGUGAUGUCAAAGUCCUUCUGUUAAUUUUUAGUCCAAAAAAGCGUGCCUUUGUUGGUUUAAUUCCUGUUGAGCAGGCAAACUUUGUUGAUGGAAUACGAACUGUGGUUCAAAAGUACAAAACAGAUCAAGUCCAAAGGAUUACAAUACAGCGGCAGCGAUUUUUGCUUCAACAACAGCAACAGUUGAGGCAGCAACAACAGCAACAACAACAACAACAACAACAACAACAGCAACAGCAACCUCAACCACAACAGCAGACUCCACAGCAGGCAGGUUUUGCUGCUCCUGGGAUACCUCAGGGGCAGUUUCCACAACAACAGUCUCAAGUUUCCCAGCAACCUUUGCUGAAUCCUGUUGGGAACACAUUGAUAACAAGUACAACUGCGGGUUUAGGUCAAAACCCAGAAGGAUUGGCGACUAGUACUCAGACUUCUGUGGCGCCCAAUAUAGGGCUGUCAUUUAGUGGUGUGGGCACAGGGACCCACAACAUGCCUGUACCGAUGGAUCAACAAGACAAUCCUGCUCUACUGCAGACUCUCAAACUGUUACAACAACAGCAACAGCAACUACAACAGUCGCAGCAACAACAGCAGCAGCAACUGCAACAACAGACGCAGCAACUUACGCCUCAACAACAACAACAACUGUUACUGCGAAGGCAGCAACUUCAACAGUUGCAGCAGCAACAACAACAACAACAACAACAACAACAGCAACAACAACAACAGCAACAACAGCAGCAGACCUUUCCAACACAGGAUAACCAGGUGCAACAGAUGCAAACAAGUCAAGGAAUACCGUCACAGCUUCGGCACCUCUUACAGUCACAGGCAAACCAAGCUUCAGCCCAGCAACAAGGGCUGGCGAGUUCGCAGCCUGGAAUAACCCAGCAGCAAUGGCAGCUACUACAGCUUCAGCAGCAACGAUCACAACCAGCUGUACAGAUGCCACUUGGUCAGGUGCAGAUGACUCAGGCGCAAAUGGUUCAGACCCCCAUGUCUCAAGGUCAGGUGUCACAGGCUCAGUUGCAAGUUCACCAACAGCAGCAGUUGGCGCAGUCGCAGUCUAAUUAUCUUCCUGAUAACAUAAGCUUUAUCGACAUGAUGCGGCAAUGAGUUUAGAGUUGGGAAAAAUUAAGCUGUUGGAAUGUUGAUGAAUCUAACGUAUGGGUUUUAAUUGCAUAGAACUCGUUAUCCAUAAUUCAAUAGGUAACUUCGUGUUGUUUAUUUAUGUUGGCAUUAUUCUGUGUGCCAUUAUUUGUAAAGGACUUCAGUAACAUAACGUGUAAAAUGGAAAAACUGUGGUACUAGUAGCAGAUUACGAAUUUCCACGAUUAACUCUAAAGGCUGUUAGAUGCCACAAGUCGGAGGCUAACCUAUAUCAUCUGCUAAGCACAUAACCGCUAGUCAUAUGCUAACCACACGUCAUUUGCAUCAAUCGCAUGACUAAUGUUCAAAAAUUUGUCACAUUGGAUGAACAAAUUAUCGAGUAAUGAUAAAUUAUUAACUAAGGUUGCGAUAGGUCGGGUUACCUAUUUGUUAAUGUUGAAGGAGUACGUGUAUAUGAUGAAGUGUUCAGCCUAAAGGUCACCAAUCAUCACUAAUACACUGACUGGUCAUUACGAAGUGGUUACCUUACUUAGUAGACUUGAUCCUUUGUUAAUGUAGGAUGUAAUGUAUUUCCGGACCAAUUAAAGGAAAAGCUAGAGUUAGCCACCACGGCAGAGGCCGUAAUCAAAUAGUUAAAGCUGAGGUAUGCUGCGGAAACCAUGUAUUUCUCUAUCUAUGCCAUUGGUAAGUGAGCAUAAAAAAAGUUUCUUAUCACGUUUUGAAAUUCUAAGAAUGAUAUAACCUUACCCUAAAAGAACUGAAAGAGUUAUUGGUGAUUGGAACGGUCCUUUGGGCAUUGAUUAUUGAAAAAAUAGUGUAUGAUCUACCAAACCUCUUACAGUAAUGAGUUCUUUUUAAGACGCAACUGAGCGUCGAAUUUCGUUUAACAGAAAGACUUAAUGUGAUCGUAUCUGUCUAGUUAGAGGUAGAAAGUAGGAACAAACCGGUAAAACUCCUGUCACAGGCAGGUGUGAGGACUCAUCCGUGAUCUAUAAUAGAAGGCAUUUACACCAUUACAAAUUGAAAGGUAUUUCCCUAUUGAUAGUAACUCUGUAAAAUUGCUGCUAGUGACCAGCUCUCGGUUGACUUCUUUGAAAAUUUAAUUUGCUUGGUCUGGAAAAAUCGCGCAAACAUUUUCAAAACUUUGCACCAGGUUGGGCACGAAGCAUUAUCUUGAGUUCACUCUCACAGUGUAAACAUGUCCCAUUCCACUCUGUUACAUGCCAAAUGGGCGUGAGUGUAGUGGAUAUCACGUUACAACCAAUAUUAUUAAAUUAUUAUUAAAGUGCCAUUCUGACUCGUGGCCCCUCGGGAGAAGAACUCAUAUAUAAACUAAGAUGUUUUUGUUUAUAUUUUGCUCUCGCCUGAAACAGGCACUCGGUUGAUACAUGUGAUCUUGUCACUUGAUUUUAAAUAAAAAUGUGUUCGCCCCAG